Messenger RNA from Pecten maximus, 810 nucleotides. RefSeq lists its product as uncharacterized. The record is from RefSeq and is a predicted model, not a curated record. The transcript has a single exon. Lineage: Eukaryota; Metazoa; Mollusca; Bivalvia; Pectinida; Pectinidae. Gene Ontology annotation, molecular function: nucleic acid binding. Bases 1 to 810 code for a protein of 269 amino acids. Gene Ontology annotation, biological process: DNA integration.
AUGGCGGAGAUGGCGAAGAUGGACAAUCUAUCUGCUUCGCAUACUAUCGCGCAUCUUAUGAGUCAGUUCUCGCGAUAUGGUAUUCCGGAUAAAGGUCCACAAUUCGCGAAUAGUGCCUUCAUCAAGUUCGCGAAGGAAUAUGGGUUCGAACAUGUGACCACAUCUCCCCUUUUUCCUCAGGCCAAUGGACAGAUUGAAAGAACUAUACAAACCGUUAAACGGAUACUACUCAAAUCAGAAGAUCCGUAUAAAGGUCUCCUAGCAUAUAGAAACACAACCUUAGAAGAUCUUGGUUUGUCACCAGCACAGAUCUUUCUCAACAGGAGGUUAAAAACUGACAUACCAACUACCUCCACCCUCUUAGAGCCAGCCACCCAAAGUGGCAUUGAUGUCCGCGAACGUCUGAAAACGCGAAAGGCUCGACAAAAACAACAACAUGAUCGACAUGCUGGACCACCUCUACGGAAUUUGUUCCCUGGAGAAAAGGUAGUGGCGAAACACCAAGGACAAUGGGUCCCAGCAACGGUUGUCGCAAAACAUGUGGCGCCAAGGUCAUGUGUAAUCGAGUCCGCGUCGGGUCGCAAACUCAGGAGGAAUCGUUUACACCUCCGCCCCACCAACGCGUCUAACAUCCCUACCCAGAAGGAUUCAGUACCAAUCAACAACAAAGUCCCUGGACAGGAUGUGGAACCACAUGUGGCACCACCUCCAUACUUGGCGGAAUCAACAUCCCAUUCUGGAGACACCUGCACACCUGUGGUGACCAAAUCAGGCCGCGUCGUGAAAUCGCGAAAUCCCAUGAACUUGUAA